Parasteatoda tepidariorum (common house spider) is the source of this 1433-nucleotide messenger RNA. RefSeq names its product piggyBac transposable element-derived protein 3. The record is from RefSeq and is a predicted model, not a curated record. NCBI's taxonomy places the organism in Eukaryota, Metazoa, Arthropoda, Arachnida, Araneae, Theridiidae.
CUCUUCAGACCCAACGUACACAUUUGUGCACCUUCGGUUUUAACUACAUAUCUCACUUAAUUUUUGAAAAUGCCGAAUAAAGACCUAAGGUUAUCAUUUGUGCACCUUUGUGUUUUCCAAUUUCUAUAAGAGAUGGCGAUACUAGUCUUUAUUUUAGUAGUUUGAAAGUACUAAAGACGAAAAUGGCGAACGCUACAAGUCGUCGAAAAAAAUAUCUGUCUUGGGAUGAGAUUGAACAAAUUAUGAAUGAAAGUGACGAUGAAUUGUCUGACGAUUUAAGUGAAAAUUCUGAGGAGUUAUUAAUUGAUGAUCCUCCAGAAAAUAGUAUAGAAGAGGAUGAUGAUAGAGAUUUGACCCAAGAUAACGUAACGUCAGAAUAUGUAGAGGAGCCAUGUGAAAAUAUAGCGGGACCUUCUAACCGGCCUUUGAAGUGGAAAUCUAACAAAAUGGUUCUACGCGGACCAAUGAUUGAUGAUGAUGAUCUAAAAGCUGAUUCUAAUGUCAUGAUCAGCCCUUUGGAAUCGUUUUUGGAAUAUUUAAAUGAAGAUUUUUGGGAACAGGUAUCAGCAGAAACGAAUUUAUAUUCUGUACAAACACGCAAUCAUCGCUCUGUAGAUACUACCAAAUUUGAAAUUAUGAAACUUGCUGGUAUACAUAUACUUAUGGGUACUUUGAAAUACCCUCAAGCUAGAUUGUACUGGCAAAAAAACUUAUCUAUACCAUUGAUUGCCGAAACAAUGUCACGUGACAGAUUUUUUGAAAUUCGUAAGUAUAUUCAUUUUGCUGAUAAUACCAUGGAGCAUACUGCAGAUGAAAAGCUAUGGAAAGUAAAACUUAUAACAAAUGCCGUUAAAGAAAAGUGUUUGUCACUGCCUCGUCCAAACCACGUAUCAUUGGAUGAGCAAAUGAUACCUUUCUCAGGACGUUGUGGAUUUAGACAGUAUGUACCGUCUAAACCAAAUCCACUUGGCAUAAAAAAUUUUGUUUUGUCUGCUCGAGAUGGCCUUGUUCUUGAUUUUCAAAUAUAUCAUGGAAAAGGCACAGUACCGCCUGAGGAUUUGAAGGAACUUGGUUUAGGCGGUGGCAUUGUAAAGUUGCUGUCUGAAAGUAUCCCAAGAAACUCAAAUCGGGUGAUUUACACUGAUAGGUUUUUUACAGGAAUUAAAUGUGCUGACUAUUUAUUGAGAAACGGUGUGUACCAGACGGGUACAAUUAUGAAUAACAGACUUGGAGCAGCAGGGAAAAAAAUCAAUCGUGAUAAAGAUAUUCGACGUGGAGAUUGGGAUGAAAGAGUGAGAGAAGACAAUGAAAUGUGCAUAGUGAGAUGGAAAGACAAUAAAUGUGUCNUUAUUAAUUCUGAUCCGGUUCAACUGUUAAUUUUCAUCAUCUUCUGUUUUUAUCAUCACAAUCUUCAAUUUGUCAGUAUUCUUUAA